This is a messenger RNA of Liolophura sinensis, 1228 nucleotides long. Its product is annotated as protein FAM177A1-like. NCBI's taxonomy places the organism in Eukaryota, Metazoa, Mollusca, Polyplacophora, Chitonida, Chitonidae. Bases 7 to 492 code for a protein of 161 amino acids. The transcript is spliced from 5 exons. The record is from RefSeq and is a predicted model, not a curated record.
GUAAACAUGGAAGGAACAUACGUAGAAACGGCUCAUGUAAAACCAGAGUUCACAAAUAUUUCCUUGGAAACAGAGAAGCCUAGAAAACACAAAAAACCACCUAAGAGAAUUUUACACUUCAGUGAUGGAAUACUUGAGGAGUAUUCUUCAUCAGAUGAAGAAGAGGAAGUUGUCAAACAGCCUGUGGUAGAUCCGAAAACACUGAGAUGGUUGCCAUGGAUGUGGUAUUACUUCAUGCAUGCAGCCACAGGAACACUCUCAGUGGCUGACAAAUGUGGAGAAAAGCUGGCGUGGUUUUUUGGAAUAACAUCACCCAAAUAUCAGGCAGCUAUAGAUGAAUAUUACAGGCUUAAAGAGGAGGAAGAGAAGGAGAUGGCUGAGGCACAGGCUCAUGCGUUCAAGCCUCCAGAAAGCAUGGAAGUGGUGGUCACAAAUGACCCCAAGGGAGACUCAGACAAACAGCAUGAAGGGACGGAGCUGGAGAAAUACUAAACAAGAGCGAUUGGUGCAUACAACUUGACCAGGGUCCCAUUGCACAGUCUGCAUCUAGUGUUACAUACACACACUCAUGCAUGUGUACAAGUAACUACCAUGGAAGCAUUGCAGCUAUAAGGACUGUUGCUGUGGUAGUUACACAAGGUGUAGUGCCAUUUGUGAAACUUUGUGAAUCUCUGUGAAACUAGCUCUCUGUGAUAUGACUUUUUCAUCCUCUCUUGGAGGAGUAUGACUAUGCUAAUUUCUUCACUCAGUUUUUGCCUGUGUGUGGUGGGCAACCAUCAUAGAUCAUUAUUCACAAGGUUAUUCUUAUGCAGAAGUGUGUAAAAGAUUCAUAGAAAGUUACUCCUUAAGGAAAAACAAAAUUAUGCCCAAAAAAUGAGAAUCAAAAUUUUUAUCUUUCAGGUAUGUCGUAUCUCGUAAUUACCCCUUUACUUUCAGCUUAUUUUCCGUCAGUGGUUGUAAAUGUUUGGAAAUGAUGUCAGUGGUGAACUUACGUGGAAUGCAGGACAAACUUAGAAUCCGCUCCCUCCCCCCAUACCACUACCAUUUUGAAUCUUCCUUCACAACAUGAUUAUGGUUUUAACAGCUAUUGCUACUGUUGCCACAAUUACAGAUUACAAAAUUUCCAGAUUGACCCUUGCAGCCUUUUGUAAACAGUAAUUUAAUGCCAUUUUUACCCACUAAGAACAUGGCUGAAAAGUUUUUUUUUUGUACUCGUAUGUCUGUACAC